UGAUCAGCUGUGUCCAAUCACAGCUGUGGAACAUGUACACAGAUCAUCAGAGCACUGAUGAUCAAUGUGCCCUGAUGAUCUGUAUAGCCCCAGCAGUGCCACCUGUCAGUGUCCAUCAGUGCCAGCUCUCAGUGCUCAUCCAUGCCACCUGUCAGUGCCCAGUGCCACAUUUCAGUGCCCAACAGUGCCACGUCAAUGCCACAUAUCAGUGCCCAUCUGAGCUGCCUUUCAGUGUCACCCAUCAGUGCAGUCAGUGCCACCUAUCAAUGCCAGUCAGUGCCACCUAUCAGUGCUGCCAAUAAGUGCCACCUAUCAGUGCCAGUCAGUGCCGCCUAUCAGUGCCAGUCAGUGCCGCCUAUCAGUGUGCAUUAGUGCUGCCUAUCAGUGCCUGUCAGUGCUGCCUAUCAGUGCCACCUAACAGUGCCAGUCAGUGCCACCUAACAGUG
Staurois parvus is the source of this 446-nucleotide messenger RNA. Lineage: Eukaryota; Metazoa; Chordata; Amphibia; Anura; Ranidae. The record is from the annotation of a GenBank genome assembly.